Stegodyphus dumicola is the source of this 1976-nucleotide messenger RNA. RefSeq names its product sialin-like. Gene Ontology annotation, molecular function: transmembrane transporter activity. Gene Ontology annotation, cellular component: membrane. Gene Ontology annotation, biological process: transmembrane transport; monoatomic anion transport. NCBI's taxonomy places the organism in Eukaryota, Metazoa, Arthropoda, Arachnida, Araneae, Eresidae. The record is from RefSeq and is a predicted model, not a curated record.
GGAAGCUACAAUAUUUAAACUGCACUUUAAAAAAAAAGUUAUAGUACAAAAUGACAGGAAAAUUGAAUUGUACUUCAAGAAAAGCCUCCAAAAAAGAUAUCUUCCCUGCAAGAUAUGUUCUCACUUUCUUGACUUUUAGUGGCAUGUGUCUCAUAUUUGGCCACAGAGUGUGUCUCAACGUUGCAAUGGUCGCCAUGGUGAAUUCCAGUGCCGAAAUUGAGUUGUCUGAAAAUGAUGAUAAUCAUAAUAAAGAUAACAACCACUGUCCCUUACCAGACUUGGUGCUAAAUAACACGCAGAAUUUGAAAAAGGGUACAUAUGCUUGGACACCAUACACACAGGGAGUCAUAUUAGCUUCCUAUUUUUAUGGAUAUGUCGUAGCACAGAUCAUUGGAGGAAGGAUUGCUGAUUAUAUUGGUGCUAAACGUCUCUUUGGAGGAGCAACAUUGUUGUCAUCCAUUUUGACCUGUUUCACGCCUGUAAUUUCAACUUUACCAGAGAUCCAUAUGAUUGUAUUACGAAUCGCCCUCGGGUUCGUUCAUGGUAUGAAUUAUCCAAGCGCAUAUACACUGUUCGCUCGAUGGGCGCCAGUACAAGAGAGGAGCACUUUGCUGUCCAUCUGCGUGAUCGGUACUCAUUUUGGCGUAGUGAUGUCUAUGCCACUCACCGGAUACUUGUGUGAUAAUGGUUUUGCCGGCGGAUGGCCAUCUGCAUUUUACGUAUUAGGAGCAGCUGGUUUCCUAUGGUUCGCCCUCUGGCUCUUCUUUGUAUUCGAUACUCCAGCAAAACAUCCCAGAAUAAGUUCUUUCGAGCUUGAAUACAUUCAAAGAAAUGUGCUAUAUGUGUCUAAAGAGAAACAGAAUGUAUCCGUUCCAUGGCUUCAUGUAAUCCGAUCUCCGCCAGUAUGGGCAGUGACUGUUGCCAAAUUUUGCGGAGCUUGGAGUUUUAUUUGUUUUCAAUCUAAGUUGCCAGCCUACUUGGAUGAAGUCCUGCAUUUGCCCAUCCAAAAGAACGGUUUUGUGAAUGCACUCUUAUUUGGAGCUCUGUGUAUUUCCAUUGUCAUUUCUGGAAAGGCUUCUGAUUUUAUCAGGUCAAAAGGAUACUUCAGAACAACCACUAUAAGAAAAUCGUUCGAAACCAUUGCUUUAUUAGGACCUGCUGCAUGCAUGGUUGCCAUUCCAAUGGUUAAAUGUGAUGCCAAUGCUGUGAUAGCUCUCCUAACUUCUGCGAUGGCUUUAUUCGGUUUGUGUGGUGGAGGAGAUGUUUCCGUCAUCGUCGAUCUGGCUCCAGAUUUUGCAGGCAAAAUAUUUGGGGUUUCGAAUGCCAUUGCAAGUAUUCCUGGUAUUCUUGCGCCUGUAGUUGCUGGGUACUUUCUAGAAGGCAAUAAAGGAGACGUUCAGCAGUGGUUAUACAUUUUCUAUGUGUCUGCUGGAAUAUACCUAAUUGGAGCUGUAAUAUUUUUCCUCUUUGGAUCUGCGGAAGUUCAAUCUUGGGGAAGUUCAUCCACUACUGAGUCAUCAGAAAGCAAAACUGAAAGAACUCUCUCUAUGAAAGAAUCAAAUCUUGUAUUUACUGUGCCUGUGAUAUUUAAUUCUAUUGGCGAUGACGGUUUGAAAAAAAAUGAAACAACUAUCUUGGAAAUCACAAGGUUUUGAUCUGAAACAUGAAACUGAGGAAACAGAUUUUACGUUUUACCCAGAAGCUUUGUACCAAAGAAUAUGGUCUCAUACGCACACAUUUUAUCAUUGUCAUCCUCUAUAUUCAAACUUUUAGUUGUAUUUAAAUGCUUAUAGUGAUAGUUACUAAAGUUUCAGUAAUUAUUCCGAUAAUGUGGUGGACUGUGUUUAAACUCAUCAAAGCUAUGUUACAAUUUUAUCAUUGCACUUUUUUCUUAUCUCUAAUCUUAUUUUUUAACGUUUUAUACGUGUUGUUUGUUGUACGUGUUUCUUUUUUAAAUAAAAUGUAAAUACUAUUUA